AUGAAGCUGGAGGAGAUGCUGCAUGUUUGGCAGGGCUUGGUCCGCUUCAGCAAAGACCAUCGGAACUUCUAUUUGAAGGCACGUCCUCGUUUGCAGCCUCAGUUGUCCUCGAUGAGCAUCCGGCAGCUUCUGCUGGUGCUUCGAGGGGCCAGAGAUCUUCGACAUUCCAUGGCAGAUCUGCACGGGGCCACUUGUGCAGCACUGCUUCCUCGGGUGAAUGAACUCUUGCCUUCGGAGGCAGCGGCUUGCCUGACCUUUUGCAUCUUCUCCCCUCGCUAUCGUUCCCAGGCAAUGUCCUUGGUGAAGUCCAUCACUGAGAUCUGGACGUCGCAGGACUUGACUUCCUUGCGAGUUGUUGAGGCCGUGGAUGCCCUGGAAUGUUUAGCAUCCUGGAAUUUGAGACCUGUGGCAGUGCUAGAGCGUUUGGAUGGCAUUUUGGUGGAUCGGCUGGUGGAGCUGAAGUACACCGGGAAUAUCUCCCUGUGGGUUGUGGCCACGCAAAGCUUAGCUUCGUUGAGGUAUCGGGAGGCAUCUUGGCCUCUCUUGGCUCUGGAGUUGGCUUCGGACAAGGUCUUCUUGGAGAAGGUCCCAUUGCACCGGCAAUGCGAACUGUUGGCAGGUUUCGCACAGCUGGGCCUUUUCGAUGCAAAGGCCUUCAGGAACUUUGCGGAGCUGCUGUUGGCUGAGAAGAGCCACUUCAAGGAUUCCAAGGACAUGGCAAAGGUGCUGAUGUCAUUUGCUCAGAGCCACUUCUUCCACGAAGAGAUCUUUGACACGCUGUACAACUUGUUCCUGGACAUGUUUCAGGCAUUGCAGCUUCAGUUUUGUUUGAGUCCUUCUGUGACCAUGUCCGGCGUCAUGGCAGCCGUGCCCUCGGUGGCAACUUUGCGAACAACCGGCGUCCAGCCAGCCGUUCACACCGGAGUUGCCACGCAGGUUGCAGCACCAUCAUCCGCCCAUAGCUCCGGUCUCUCUGCUUGUGGCCUCGCAGCUGUUGGUUUGGCCGCCACCGCGGCCGCCCGCAGCCGUCGCAGCAGCCUGGUGCGUGGGCAGCGCAGCGUCGUCCCGGUGCGCCCCAGCCGAUCCUUGAGCAGCGCCAAGGUGGUGGUCUGUGCUGGCGUCAACUUCCCCGAGGGCCGCAAGCUCCGUGUGGCUGUGGUGGGGGGUGGCCCGGCAGGGGCCAGCGCAGCGGAUCAAUUGGCGAAGGAUGGAGUGGAGACUUUCCUCAUCGAAAGGAAAAUGGACAACUGCAAGCCAUGCGGUGGGGCCAUUCCCCUGUGCAUGAUUGAUGAGUUCGACCUGCCAAAGGACAUUGUCGACCGCCAGGUGCGAAAGAUGACGAUGAUCUCUCCCACCAACAAGGAGGUCCAGAUUGGCCAAACUCUGAAGGAUGACGAGUUCAUCGGCAUGGUGCGUCGUGAAGUGCUGGAUGACUUCCUCCGUCAGCGCGCCAAGACGAACGGCGCUACCUUGAUCAACGGUCUCUUCAUGGGCAUGGCUCUGCCAGAGAAGAAGGGCGAUUCCUACGUUUUGACCUACAACGACUACGAGGACGAGCAGGGCAACGCCCGAAAAGGUGUGAAGAAGACCUUGGAGGUGGAUGUUGUGAUUGGGGCUGAUGGCGCCAACAGCCGGGUGGCCAAGGAUAUCGAAGCUGGAGACUACGAAUAUGCCAUCGCCUUCCAGGAGCGAAUGAAGAUCCCUGAGCAGAAGAUGGAUUACUACAAGGAGAGGGCCGAGAUGUACGUGGGCGAGGAUGUGUCUCCUGACUUCUAUGCCUGGGUUUUCCCCAAGUGUGACCAUGUGGCCGUGGGCACCGGCACUGUGAUCGACAAGAAGGGCAUUCAGAGGUAUCAGCAGGGCAUCCGUGACCGAGCCGCGCCACGCAUCGAUGGAGGGGAGAUCAUCCGAGUUGAGGCCCAUCCGAUCCCUGAGCAUCCACGCCCAUGGCGUGUGAAGGAUCGAGCCAUUUUGGUGGGUGAUGCUGCUGGGUAUGUCACCAAGUGCUCCGGUGAAGGUAUCUACUUCGCUGCCAAGAGCGGACGAAUGUGUGCCAAGACCAUUGUGAAGAACUCUAAGCAGGGCGUUCGCAUGAUUGAUGAGGCCGAUUUGAUGGAGCAUCUUCGUGAAUGGGAUGGCAAGUAUGGACCCACCUAUUUAGUCCUGGAUUUGUUGCAGAAGGUCUUCUACACCAGCGACGCCGCGCGAGAGAGCUUCGUGGAGUUGUGCGAGGAAGAGUAUGUGCAGAAGGUCACCUUUGACUCCUACCUGUACAAGACUGUCCAGGGCAACGAUCCUGUUGGUGACUUGAAGCUGGGUUGGAAGACCCUGAGCUCUUUGUACAAGUACAACAACCAGAAGACACCUGACCCCAUGCGAACUUUGGCAUGA
Cladocopium goreaui is the source of this 2391-nucleotide messenger RNA. Lineage: Eukaryota; Dinophyceae; Suessiales; Symbiodiniaceae. The record is from the annotation of a GenBank genome assembly.